UCAUGGAAUUUGCGCGAGUGUUUUGAAAUUGUUGUUAACGUUGUCAUCGUUGUGAUCAAACCACAACAUCCAAUUCUCUGAUUAGUUAUCAUGCAGACGUACAAGUUCACAAGUGGACAUAUAGAUUUAGCCAAAUCAGUUACUGUUACUGUUAACGUUACCAUCGUUGUCAACGUUGUUAACGUUGUGAUCAAACAACAACAUCCAAUUCUCUGAUUAGUUAUCAUGCAGACGUACAAGUUCACAAGUGGACAUAUAGAUUUAGCCAAAUCAGUUACUGAUAAAUUGCGCCGUAAAUCAUUAAAUUUUGUCAGCGUAUGGCGACGUCUUGCGUGUUCAUCUCCAAACUUGUACAAUAAUAAUACUAAUACUACUACUAGUAAUAGUAUUAAUACGGCUUCACUAGCAGAAAUCAACAGUAAUUCAUUUGCCGACGCAGAGAUUUCUAGUAAAAAGAGGAAGUUAGGGGACAAUGAUCUCAGUAACAUUAAUGGAUUUGAACCAAAACCAUUGCCGGUGGCCCUGGAAGUGUGCCAAGUAGAAAAUGGCAAUCAUAAUAAAGACCAGAAAGUGAACCAUGACAGUGAAAGUGAGAUUGGAUUAGACUGUGGUGUUGCCGACGGAGCUGCAAAGCUACGUGAUUCCCUAAACAGUGCAGGCACUGAUGGCAGCUGUAUUGUUGAGGUAGCAAAUCUCCUUUCAAGCGUGUCACCGUCACAGGUUUCGCAUCUAUGUAAGUUCUUGCAAUUGGAUUCUGUCGAUGUAAAGCAACUUGCGGGAAUCUGCACCAACCUAAGAGAUCAACACACAGACAUGAGUUACUCGGCAUGUGUGCAGUUUUGCGAACAGGCAAUUUACCCCAAGGUAGCAGGGUUGCAGCACACUCCAUCGAGACUCCUCAUGACAACAAUAGGCUCAUUUGCAAAGCAGUUUCAGAAGCAGGUUGCUGAAGGGGUGAUUCUCAGUUGCUUUAAAAAUAAUGCUAUUGGUGCUGUACAAUGUGACUUGAUCGCUAGACUUGUGAAGGACACGUUACUCAGUGAAAGCAAAACCUUUGUGUUUAGUUACACGUUGGAGCCGAUGUAUUUGUGGACUGAUGAGGUCGUCCCAAUUGUGCAGUUGAUUGUUAGUGGACAACCGAGUCUAGAUGAGACACUACAGCGUAAACUAGCAGCUAAACUGUUGCAAGAGUCGACACGCCUGUGUAGCAGCAUCAAAUAUGCAAAGCUGCUGCUAGCUGUCGUUUCAACGUUUGGAAAAACG
Messenger RNA from Priapulus caudatus, 1263 nucleotides. Its product is annotated as Fanconi anemia group E protein-like. Lineage: Eukaryota; Metazoa; Priapulida; Priapulimorpha; Priapulimorphida; Priapulidae. The record is from RefSeq and is a predicted model, not a curated record. Gene Ontology annotation, cellular component: Fanconi anaemia nuclear complex. Gene Ontology annotation, biological process: interstrand cross-link repair.